GGCCAGGCGGGAGCGACAGGGGUUCCGAGGCUAAGGAUCGCUUACCGCCCGUUCCUGCCUACGACCGAUCUGUUUACCUUUACAGGCUCGGUAAGCCUGAAACUAGUUGACUGGCGCCAGCCCUGCCCCUCAUUUUAAUGCAUGCAAUACUCGUACCCAGCCGACCAUUUUCCAUACUCAUGGAGACCUCUUUGUCACCAGUUCCAUGGAUGUGCAGCUGGAAUCUUCGCGUGGCUGGAGGAGAAGCUACCUCACUGUCGGAUUCUUCACCAUCUUCAAACAAUCACCUUGCACCCUGUGAAAGCAUUCAAUGUCAGACCUUGAGGUCAGAUCACCUGGGGAGGAAACGACGACGGUAUGGGCGCUGGCUUCGACGACUGACAAUUGGGAUACCACCACAACGACGGCGUGGGCGCUCGCCUCAACAGACAAUUGGGAUACCACUACGACGACGGCAUGGGCUCUCGCUUCGACAAACGGAUGGACAACCACGACUGAAACGCCUUGUACAACGAGCACUUGGAGCACAACGACGUCGUGCACAACCACCACAACACCCUACUGGACGACUUCGACCACGUCUUGUACAACGACAACAACAACGGCCUCCAAAACAACCGAGCAUUGUGGACUAUGCGGCGACUCAACGAAUACUGCUCCUGCAACAUACACCAACUCGGCAGGGCAAGUGGUCGCGGUGACCCAUCACAAAGCAGGUCUAUCGCCUGGUAUUGUCGGUGCCAUCGUCAUUGGCGUCUUCUUCGGUGUCCUCCUCCUAGCUCUCCUCUGCAUCUUCUGCUUCCGCCGCGCCCGCUCACGGGCGUACUACGAGGAAGAUGACGAGUCGGAAGAUAGUCGCAGGCGUCCACCAAGACCGAUCGAUCCGUACGGAGGCCGACCUAUGACUUUUGUUGGUGGUGGUGAUCGUCCUGAGACCAAGGUUGUCAUUACGAGGCAACAGCGGAUGUUUGUCCGACCUCCUGCACGAAGAGUGGAAACGCGAAGAGAGCGUGUGGUUGUUGUCGAGGACGACUGAAGGAUCUGAUUCUGCUGAGUGUAUUUACUAGUGUUGACUGCAUACUGGAUUGGACAUAUGGGAUGGGCAUGUUCGGAUGACAUGGACUUAUGGUACAGGAUAUUUUUGGAUGGUUUGGACAUCGUUUUCUACAAGAUUGGGACAUAAUGCAGAUAGCAUGGAACAUAGCAGGUUGGCAUCGGAGAUAUCUCCUGGUUACAAGAAGUACAUUGUGAAUUUGUACACGUCAAUCAAGAAACCAUAC
Molecule: messenger RNA, 1280 nt
Organism: Exophiala viscosa
Lineage: Eukaryota; Fungi; Ascomycota; Eurotiomycetes; Chaetothyriales; Herpotrichiellaceae
Exons: 2
Coding region: 311-1036 (241 amino acids)
Source: RefSeq, a predicted model, not a curated record